AUUGAGGAUUUUUGCAGCGCGCCAAAUGCUGUUCAGAAGGGUUGCCAUAUUUCGACUUCCAAGUCACAUACGGAGUAUUCGAACUUCGACACAGUGUUUGACAGAACUCAAGCUUACGUUUGCUUCAUCAGCCCAAGCCUUUUACAACAAUGUCGCGGUAAAGCAAGUUGACGUUCCCACUUUAAAUGGUCGUUUCGGUGUUUUGGCUGAACAUGUCCCCACAGUGGGUUGUCUAAAACCCGGUAUUGUGGCAGUCACUGAAAAUGACGGAAGUGUAAAAAAGUAUUUCGUUAGUAGCGGUAUUGUAACUGUCAAUAGUGACUCAUCUAUUCAAGUUCUUGCCGAAGAAGCAGCUUCACUUGACCAGUUGGACCCACACGCUGUUAAAGAUGGAAUGUCUAGGGCACAAUCCGAGUUGUCAAGCGCUACUACAGAACUGGGGAAGACAGAGGCUCAAAUCGCCGUUGAAGUAUUCGAAGAAAUGUCUCGUGCUCUUCAGGAACAAAGUUAAUUUAUUAUUUGUAUCACCAAGUUUGUUAGACUGAAUAAUUGUAGCUACAUUACUGUACAUCUUUUCUUGAGUCUGUUAUGCUUCGAAGCCGUAAUAUGUUUUAACUAGACGUUGCUGUUCUUUUCCAAUCAUACUUUAUGUUAUUGUGAUUUAGGAGUUGUGGGAUGUGCUAACAGGUUUUUUGCAUUGCUUGAAACGAGUGACGUCAAAGCUCCGACUGUCGAUGAAUUCGAACCCUAACCGACCAUUAUUGAAGUGCACUGAAUUUAAGCUAUAUUGUAGUAAUUUUAUUAUGUAUAUCGAAUAUCUCGUUUUGUAUAUUUUAAUUUCUUGUAGUCAUUCAGAAGUAUUCAAGCAAUGUUUUAUAUUUCCGAAUUCUAGGAAAAUAAUAGGGUUAUAAACUGCUUUGAUGGCAAGUGAGCGAAAGUAUGGAUUGUUAUUGGGCAUGAUUAGUUAACUAAUAAGUAUGAUUUACCUAGAUUUACAGCUUUCUAGUGAUCAAGUGGAAUCACCUAACAAUUUAGGAAGCCCAGUUUAAGAGUAUUCUUAUGAUAGUUCAGAAGUUCAUGCUUCAAGUAGAUUAAGACGUUUGGGUGACAGAACCUUUUUAGUAGAAACAAAAAGAACACAAGAGUUAGUUUGCACAAUCAGGAAAUAUGUAGAUAAAAAUUACAUAAAUGAGAAUACCGACUUAAUAUGUGUGAUAAAUAG
Schistosoma intercalatum is the source of this 1222-nucleotide messenger RNA. NCBI's taxonomy places the organism in Eukaryota, Metazoa, Platyhelminthes, Trematoda, Strigeidida, Schistosomatidae. The record is from the annotation of a GenBank genome assembly.